GAAAAGCCGAUGAGUCAUCGGCGUUAGGUCGUCUCUGUCUUUUCGUAAUGCCGAAGGUACCAUGAAAUUGAAUAUAGGAGGAUAGCCAACCUUCACCUAACAAUUAUAUAAAGGGGUCCGAAUAAUCCGACCUAUUUUAAUGCUAGACCUUCUCUCAACACCUCUAGGACAAUUUUAGCAUUCAUAACUUGAUUUUUCGUCCAGUCUAACAUGACUCAACUCGUAUGGCUCAUUACCGGUUGCUCCUCUGGCUUCGGGGAGCUAUUGACACACCACAUCCUAUCUCGUGGUGACCUCGUCAUCGCUACGGCGCGGACUCUCAGCAAGAUCGCGCAUCUCAGUCAAGCUGGCGCGGCUACUUUAGAGCUUGAUGUGACUCACCCUCAGCAAGCCAUCAAUGAUACCGUGGCUCAGGCUAUCGCCAUAUAUGGGAGGAUUGAUGUGGUGGUGAAUAACGCGGGUUACGUUACAUCAGGGGCAUGGGAAGACAUAGAAUAUGAGCAGCUUUUAGCGCAGUUUGAUACAAAUGUCUUUGGCGUUGUAAAGGUGACCCGCGCGGUUUUACCGCACCUGAGGGAGAAGAAAUCUGGCACGAUGGUAUUCAUCAGUUCCUUGUCAGGAUGGUGCGGGCAUCCUUUCGUUGGUCCAUACGCUGGGUCUAAGUUCGCCCUAGAAGGUAUGGUUGAAAGUUUGAGUCGCGAGACAGAAGUGUUCGGAAUUAAGACCCUGUUGGUUGAGCCGGGAAGGUUCCGUACAAUGCUCCUAUCGCCGGACAAUCUUCACACAGCCCCGUCCAAGAUCUCAGACUACGAUAAGGCUUCAAAAGCGCAUGUCGAUGGGCUAGCACAGGAGGAUCGAAUGCAGCCAGGUGACACUCAAAAAGCUGUCAAGAUUAUCGUAGACCUCGUACGGAAGGAAGGGUGUGCAGAGGGUAGGGAAGUCCCAUUCAGAUUCCCUCUCGGCACAGAUUGCUACGAGUCAAUUAAGGAGAAAUGCGAAGAAACUCUUCAUCUACUUAAGGAUUGGAAUCAAGUGAUAAAUAGCACGGAUCACGAAAAUCAUUCUAAUUCAAAUUAG
Annulohypoxylon maeteangense is the source of this 1077-nucleotide messenger RNA. Its product is annotated as NAD(P)-binding protein. The transcript has 3 exons. NCBI's taxonomy places the organism in Eukaryota, Fungi, Ascomycota, Sordariomycetes, Xylariales, Hypoxylaceae. The record is from RefSeq and is a predicted model, not a curated record. Gene Ontology annotation, molecular function: oxidoreductase activity. The coding region runs from base 211 to 1077 and encodes 288 amino acids.